GAUUCUGAUGAGUCUGAUGAGGGGUGGAGCCUGAGCGAGGAGCCCGCGAGCUCUCCUCUCUCCUCUCUCUCCGCGGAUGACGAGGGGCUGGAUAACAUGGAGUCGGGCAAGAUGGCGCCUCCCAAGAACGCUCCGAGAGAUGCCUUGGUGAUGGCACAGAUCCUGAAGGAUAUGGGAAUCACAGAGUAUGAACCAAGGGUUAUAAAUCAAAUGUUGGAAUUUGCUUUCCGUUAUGUGACUACAAUUCUGGAUGAUGCAAAAAUUUAUUCGAGCCAUGCUAAGAAACCUAAUGUUGAUGCAGAUGAUGUGAGACUGGCAAUCCAGUGUCGUGCUGACCAAUCUUUUACCUCUCCUCCCCCAAGAGAUUUUUUACUGGAUAUCGCAAGGCAGAAAAAUCAAACCCCUUUGCCACUGAUUAAGCCAUAUGCAGGACCUAGACUGCCACCUGACAGAUACUGCUUAACAGCUCCAAACUAUAGGCUGAAGUCCUUAAUUAAAAAGGGACCUAACCAAGGGAGACUAGUUCCACGAUUAAGUGUUGGUGCUGUUAGUAGCAAACCUACUACUACUAUAGCAACCCCACAAACGGUGUCUGUCCCAAAUAAAGUUGCAACUCCAAUGUCAGUGACAAGCCAAAGAUUUACGGUGCAGAUUCCACCUUCUCAGUCCACACCUGUCAAACCAGUUCCUGCAACAACUGCAGUUCAAAAUGUUCUGAUUAAUCCUUCAAUGAUUGCGCCCAAAAAUAUUCUUAUUACCACCAACAUGGUUUCGUCACAGAACACGGCCAAUGAAGCAAACCCACUGAAGAGAAAACAUGAAGAUGAUGAUGACAAUGAUAUUAUGAUUCAAGGGAGAUGAACAAAGACCAGUAAUUAAUUCUGAUGGCCAAAAGCCAUUAAGAUUUGUUUAAUGGUUAUAUAUCAGAGAAUCACUUGCUUUUAUCUGGAAUCAGCAUGUGACACCAUCAUAGUAAAGCAAAUUGAAAAUAAGUAAAAGAAUACGGGUUUAAAUCUGUUGUCCUUCUUCAGCUUCUACGCGGAUUUUUUAAAAAAUAUGUGCUGAUGAUGGUAAAUGCGGUGAGGACAGUUGUUAUCUCCAGUUCUUUUAUGGGUAGCAAACAAACAAGUGUCUGUCUAUGAUCUGAGGAAUACAGGAAUAUAGCCAGCAUGGGGUGGGGGGAGAAUGGAAGAUGUGAUGCACACUAUGUUCUAAGGGAUCCAAGGUGACGGAAUAUUCAAGAGGCAGGAAAGAAAACACUAAUCAACUACAGAACAGCAGGUAUGCCACCAUUUACAUUUUAAUAUAUACAGAUGAUAGAUAGAUAGAUAUACACACAUGGGUAUGCUCUUUAUGCAGAGUCUCACUCUGUCGGCCCAGGCUGGAGUGCAGUGGCGCGAUUUCGGCUCACUGCGAGCUCCGCUUCCCAGGUUCACGCCAUUCUCCUGCCUCAGCCUCACGAGUAGCUGGGACUACAGGUGCCCACCAUCACAUCCAGCUAAUUUUUUGUAUUUUUAGUAGACACGGGGUUUCACCGUGUUAGCCAGGAUGGUCUUGAUCUCCUGACCUCAUGACCUGCCCGCCUGGGCCUCCCAAAGUGUUGGGAUUACAGGCAUGAGCCACUGCGCCUGGCCUCUUUAUGUAUAUUAAAUAGCCUUAGAUUGAAAGAAACUGGUCUUCCAGAGGUUGCUUCUGGGGAGGGAAACUGGUAGGUAGGGGACUGAAAAAGGUGUCUUCAUUGUAUAUUCCUUUUUGAUCAUGUGUAAACCCCUGUGCUAGAGGGAAAUUUUGGAAAUGAAGAAGAAAACACUGAGCUAAAGGACCAAAUUGUUCACUUACGACAUGGGAAUUAUUUUUUUCUGCAUAUAAACACACAUAUAUAGUCUAGGGUUAAAGGUGAAUUUACAACUUAAAGCAUACACCUUUGCAAUAUUUUACCAAUAACUCAUAAUUCCAAAUUAGAAAGCACAUCCUUAUACUGUUUUGUGGGGUUUUUGUUUUGAGGUAGAGUCUCGCUCUGUCGCCCAGGCAGGAGUGCAGUAGCGUGAUCUCGGCUCACUGCAACCUCCACCUCCCGGGUUCAAGUGAUUCUCCUGCCUCAGCCUUCUGAAUAGCUGGGACUACAGUGGCACCUGCCACCACGCCCAGCUAAUUUUUGUAUUUUUGGUAGAAACGGGGUUUCACCAUGUUGGCCAGGCUGGUCCCAAACUCCUGACAGGUGAUCUGCCUGCCUCGGCCUCCCAAAGUCCUGGGAUUACAGGCGUAAGCCACCAUGCCCGGCCCCUUAUACUGUUCUAGCUUAUAUGCACACGUUAUCUACUAUCUUCUUUGGUUAAAAAUUCCUUCAGAGCAUAAAUGCUCUUAUAUUCCCUCUAUCAUGUCUUUAAGCACAUAGAAGGAACUCAAAUAUUUGCCUAAUUGACAAGUUGUUUACGACUGGAGAUUCCCCCAUUCAUUCUUUAGGUUAACAACCCAAAUAAAUGGGGGGGUGAUCCUGGAAACAGUCCAGUAGAAAGUACUUAAAAGGUACAGUCAGAGAUUGUUGGAUAGAUAAUGUUGGCAAUUGUAGAGUCUAGGUGCUGGGUUUAUGGGAGUUUAUGCUUCUUUCAGUUCCAUUUGAAAUAAUUUUUAGAACGUUGGAGGAAAGGUAAUCAGUAGGAAAAAGUCACAAAAAUUGGACUAGAAUUCCUGAGUACCCAUAGAGGUAUGCAGAAACAUGGUACAAUUUAAAAUUAACUACAAAUAUGGGUACAGUAUUAACUAAAAUACAAAUGAAGAAAAAACUUGAGCUUUCAAAUUUGUUUUGUUUAGAGCAACCACCAAAAUCUUCUUUUGCUAUUCUAUCCAGGGUUAAACAAAACAGUCUAGAAGCAUCAUGUCAGGGAUAGAGUCUAGAAGCAUCUAUAGUCUAGAAGCAUCAUGUCAGGGACGGAGUCACAUUGGAAAAGCUUCAGCCACUGGAACCAGACAAACCUGGACUUGAAUCCCUGCUGUUACUUACUUGCUCUGUGGUCCUGUCCAAAAGUUUAUUUCUUUGUCCCUAAAGGUGAAAUACAUAUCUUGCCAGCACAGAAUUUCUGGUUAGACAUGACUUUUUCAAAUCAUGUUUACCUCUGCUCUCUCCCAAAACUCCAUUAAAAGGACAGGAAAGAAAUAGGAAGGUAAAAUUAUAAAGAUGAUGAAAGAAUCUGAAUGGCCAUUAGAUUCUCAAUAGUGACAAUGAAACAGUGGCUUCGAGUCUCAAAAAGUGAUACUCAGGCUAAAAUUCUAUAUAUAGCCAAACUAGGAAUCAAGUAUAAGGGUUGAAUAAAGACAUUUUCAGACUUACAAAGUCUUAGAGAUUUUGCCUCCCGGGCACCCUUUCUCAGGAAGCUAGUAGAGUCUUGUGUUCUACAAAAAGUAGACCAAGAAAGAGGGAAAAGGGGGAAUCCAGAAAACAGGAGUCUAACACAGGAGGUAAAAGGAAUCCCCAAGGAGGUUAUAGGAAAUACCAGAGCAACAGCUAGCUGUACAGCUUGCCUAGAAGGCAUCAAGUACAAAUUGGAAAAGGAGCACCAAGGACUCCUGCAGGGAUAACUCUAACAAGGAUUAUUCAAUAUGUUUUAAUAUAUUGAGACACUUAUGCUUCUAGAAGAUUUGGGAAUGAAUCACCGAUGGGUAUACACAGAAAA
Molecule: messenger RNA, 3671 nt
Organism: Symphalangus syndactylus (siamang)
Lineage: Eukaryota; Metazoa; Chordata; Mammalia; Primates; Hylobatidae
Gene: TAF9B
Product: TATA-box binding protein associated factor 9b
Biological process (GO): DNA-templated transcription initiation
Cellular component (GO): transcription factor TFIID complex
Molecular function (GO): RNA polymerase II general transcription initiation factor activity; protein heterodimerization activity
Source: RefSeq, a predicted model, not a curated record